UUUCGAACAGCUGAUUGUCAGACAACAAAAAAAUUAAAGAAGCUUUUCAGUGUUUUUUCGCGCCGAGUGCAUGAGUACGGGGAAAACAUAACAUUCUAGUCUUAGGGGAAAAAUGCUACACUUCGCACAAAGAGUUUUUUAUGUUUUAGUUUCGGUAUUAACUUUUGUUUCUGUAAAAUGUGGAGAUGUUUACAAAAUAGGUGUUGGAAUAGCAGACAUCACCGGUCCGGCAGCUGAAAUUAAUAUGAUGGGAUACGCCCAACUUUCUCAGCGUACCGGGGGCAUUCAUACUCGCUUAUACAGUCGGGCAUUUGUAAUAGACGAUGGUAAAUCCAGAAUUUUAUUUAUUUCCUUAGACGCCGGUAUGACGUCACAGCUCAUUUACCUUGAAGCUGUUAAGGCUCUUCAAAAAAAGUAUGGAAACUUGUAUACUGAUAAAAAUGUAUGCAUCAGCAGUACGCAUACUCACUCGGGACCGGGAGGAUUUUUUCAAUACGCACUGUACAUAAUCACAUCUCAAGGUUUCAUCAGGCAGACGUAUGAUUGCAUGAUUGAUGGAAUUUUAAAGAGUGUUGAAAAUGCGCACAAAAACAUGCAACCAGGAUACAUUUUUCACAAUGAAGGACAUCUUUACAAUGCCAGUAUUAACAGAAGUCCAACUUCCUAUUUAAACAACCCAGAAGAAGAAAGAGCCAUGUAUGACUCAAACAUUGAUACAAAGAUGACUCUUUUAAAAUUCACAGACGUUAAUCGAAAACCCAUAGGCAUGAUCAACUGGUUCGCCGUUCAUUGUACCAGUAUGAACAACACAAAUGAUUUGAUUAGUAGUGACAAUAAGGGUUAUGCAUCUUUGCUUUUUGAGAAGAAAAUGAAUCAAAACGCUCUUCUUGGAAAAGGUCCAUUUGUAGCGGCAUUUGCUCAAGCAAACGAGGGUGAUGUUUCGCCAAAUACGAAUGGUCCUAAAUGUAUAGAUACAGGAUUGCCAUGUGAUCAGGACACCAGCACAUGCAAUGGCGAAAAUGAGAAAUGUAUAGCGUUCGGUCCUGGUAAAGACAUGUUUGAAAGCACAGAAAUCAUAGGACAAAAGCAAUACGAAAAAGCUUUGGAAUUGUUUGAAUCGGCGGUUACUCCGAUUUCUGGACCUGUUGGAUACACUCAUCAAUUCAUCGAUAUGUCUCAAACAACAGUCAGAUUAAAUGAAACAACAAACGCAACAACGUGUAAACCGUCUAUGGGUUACAGUUUCGGUGCCGGAACGACGGACGGACCAGGAGGUUUUGAUUUUAAACAAGGAACAAAAUCAGGAAGUAUGAUAUGGAAUUUAGUACGAGAUUUAAUUGCAUCCCCUAGUAAAGAACUCAAAGAGUGCCAAAAACCAAAGCCAAUUUUGUUACCAACAGGUGAGAUGACGUUCCCCUACCAGUGGCAACCAUUUAUAGUCCCAACUCAGAUAUUGAAAAUUGGGCAACUAGUAAUGGUGUCGGUUCCUGCUGAAUUUACGACUAUGUCAGGAAGAAGAACACGCCAUGCAGUGAAAAAGAUUUUGGACAAAUGCUCUUCUGUUGAUAAUAAAGUUGUUAUAGCUGGACUUAGCAAUACUUACUCGUCAUACGUCACAACAUAUGAAGAAUAUCAGGUACAACGUUAUGAGGGAGCAUCAACAAUAUAUGGUCCUCACACAUUGCAAGCAUACAUUGAGGAAUACAAAACAUUAGCAAGAGCUUUGUGUACAGGUGAAAAAUUACCUGACGGACCUAGACCAAAGAACCUUUUAGAUAAACAAAUUUCCCUGCAAGCUGGAGUCAUAUAUGACACAGCAUAUUAUGGAAAGAGUUUUGGCGAUGUUAUGAAGGAUGCUCAAAGUAAAUACUAUCCCGGUGACGAAGCAAAUGUAACAUUCGUCAGUGGACAUCCAAGAAACGAUCCUAUGCUUGACAAUACAUUUAUGACCGUUGAAAGGUUAGAUCCUGCGACAGGCAACUGGAGUGUCGUGGCUACUGACUCAGAUUGGGAAACAAAAUUUCAUUGGGUAAGAACAAAUAUGCUGUUAGGUCACAGUGAAGCAACAGCUAGUUGGCAUAUUCCAGAAGAUGUUAAACCAGGCAAAUACAGGAUAAGGCAUUUCGGAUACAGUAAAAGUAUAUUCCAAAAAAUUACACCAUAUAAAGGAGCUUCAAGUAUAUUUUUAGUCAAAAACAGUGUAAAUAAAUAUCUAUAAGUUAUGUAA
Messenger RNA from Parasteatoda tepidariorum (common house spider), 2227 nucleotides. RefSeq names its product neutral ceramidase. The record is from RefSeq and is a predicted model, not a curated record. Gene Ontology annotation, molecular function: N-acylsphingosine amidohydrolase activity. Gene Ontology annotation, biological process: sphingosine biosynthetic process; long-chain fatty acid biosynthetic process; ceramide catabolic process. Lineage: Eukaryota; Metazoa; Arthropoda; Arachnida; Araneae; Theridiidae. Gene Ontology annotation, cellular component: extracellular region.